This is a messenger RNA of Coturnix japonica (Japanese quail), 2959 nucleotides long. It is a transcript of the gene MFAP5, whose product is annotated as microfibril associated protein 5. Gene Ontology annotation, biological process: embryonic eye morphogenesis. NCBI's taxonomy places the organism in Eukaryota, Metazoa, Chordata, Aves, Galliformes, Phasianidae. The record is from RefSeq and is a predicted model, not a curated record. Gene Ontology annotation, cellular component: microfibril.
CCCCCCCCCCGGGUUUUCCUUUUUUUUUUUUUUUUUUUUUUUUUUUUUUUUUUUUUUUCUUCUCCCUUAAAAAAUUGUAUUUUGAAGACAAUCAAAAGUAGAGCAUGUUCUGGGUGUGGUUGCAUUCAAUUUACCCAAUAGCCAAAGUGAGGGGAACCGCUAAAGGAGAAAGACAGAACAUCUGCUGCUGAAACAAGCUGAGACCAAGGGCAGCAGUAAGUGAUGGGAAUCCUAUGUAUUCUCUUAAAUCAGUGUUAAAGUGGGAGAGAGUGGAGGCAGAAGGGAUGAAGACCUCUGCAACCUUUACAGCACUGUGUCUCUUAGCUUUCUCCUUGUUCCCAGCUGGUUGGUUUCCAUGGAUGGUCAAUGGACAAGAACCAGAAAGUGCAACUGGUGAUGUUGACACCGGCAAUCUCAUCAGCACCCCUGCUGCAGCUGUAACGCCACCUGUUAUUCUCAAUCCUGUUCAGUCUGACAGUGAAACUACAACAGCUUCAUCAGAUUGUCGUGAGGAGCAGUUCCCUUGCACACGCCUGUACUCUGUUCACAAACCGGUAAAGCAGUGUAUCAGCUACCUCUGUGUUACCAGUGUGCGUCGCAUGUACGUAAUAAACAAGGAGGUGUGCUCUCGCAUUGUCUGCAAGGAAAAUGAGGUCAUGCAAGAUGAGAUCUGUCGCCAGCUGGCCGGCCUUCCUUCUCGACGUCUCCGUCGAUCUGGGCAGCUCCCACAUCUCUCUUGCAAACAGAUCCUGGAGCAGCAGCGCAGGAGGCCUGAUGCUCUGUGAGCAACCGAAGUAGAAGAGAAAAAAGAAGAGAGAGAAGAGACAUCAUCAUCCCCUGUCCACAACCCAAGACAAGUCCUUCUUUCUUGUUGUGAUUCCUCCACCAUUUCCUUGCUUCUCUGCCUUCUCCCACAUCCUCCUCUUCAGGUGCUGCAGUACACAUAGCUCCCUAUCUGUCAUGGUGGCUGCAAUUGUCUUCUAAACCUGUUGCUGAGGAUGUGGGAUGCUCCCCUUUUCUCUCAGUUUCUAUUUGGCAGGCUUGUUUCCCAGAGCUCCUUGUAUCUGUGUAUUAUCUCUGCAAAGAAACAUGAAUGAAGAUGGGGUGUCCUCUCCAAUGGUAGAAAUGCCCUAAGCUGUGUCUCAUGUGGAGGAAUGCAAGACUUUAUGCACGAUGCAUUAUGCCCUGGCCUAGGUUUCAUGCAUGACAUGAGUAUGAGUUCUGCUUUGCUUAGUCAUACUGUCCCUCACCAGUCCUUCACAGCUACUGAGUUUGCUCUGUCUGCUGGACUCAGAGAAGUGACAGAACUGGGAGAUGAGCUGUCCUCCACCCAAGGCAAACCUCAUUGUCCCUGUAUGGCAGCAGAUGAUUCGUAAAUACCUCUGGGAAAUUCUUCAUUUCAAGCCCAUUGCCUCCCUCACACGUAUACUACCAAAAGGACGAAUUCUGGGUUUAACAUGGCAUUAUGCUUUUCUCAAGAAGAUUAUGUUCUCAACAAGAGAGAUCUCUCUCCUCAUCUCUCCUUUUCUCUCCUCUCCUCUGCUCUUCCCUUUCCACUGAAGAAAACUCUUGAUACCCAUUUCAGGCAAGUUUCAGGAAGCAGGAAGUAUGGCUAGAUCUGUUCCUAAGCCUAAGAGAGCCCAAAAAACAUUUGUGUCCUUAAACAACUGGAGACUUUUUUCUUCUGGGGUGAAGGACAGGGCAAGAGAUGAUGAAUUAACUUGUCCUGAUGACUGGUUUUAUCUAGUUAUAUCUACACUCACCAGUUGCUGAGUCCACUUUCACUAUCUUCACUUGAGUUCCUACCUCCAGACCUGUCGUCUUCUGCACAGAAAGGAGUCACAAACUGGAUUGACAUGUGGUAGAAGAAUCAUUAUCCGGGAUCCUUGGGUUUCCCUGUAGGUUCUCUGUGUGCUGUAUUGCACAGAACCAGGUGAUGGUGGGGAGGUAGAUAUAUCUCUAGGUAUGAGCAUAGAGGCAGGCCAACCUUGGGAAAAUAAUUCACUCUGGUAGCACUGGAUGUCUGUUGGCUGCUACAGAACCUCACUUUCCAGAUGCACAAAAAACAUUUCCAGGUACAUAUAUGGUCAGUGUUCUGAAAUUGGAUAGGGGAAGUGGUGAAGAGCUGUCUGAAGAGUCUUAAUCACUCUUUGUGACUCUUGGUGGCAUGAAUAACUGUUCUGUAGAGCACCUUAUCUCAGCAUCUAUGUCACUGCAGCAGAUCAUCUCUGAGCUGUUCUUAGCUCUAACAGAAAGUUACUUUGCUACAGCAUGUAUUCACACUCACAGCAUAACAUACUCUGCUACUGAACUGAGUCCCAUUCAGCCUGGCAGGAACAGUGGUCUGCUGAACAACCAGAGUAACACAAUAUAAAUGUGCUGUGCAGAGGUAGAAUUCUCAGAAAACUGAGGAGAAAAACACUUAAUAACUGCACAUAUAUACAUAAGGGCAUAGCCCUCAUGUAUGAUGCUCUUCUUGAGUACUCCAGGCUGAAGAGAUGAGGGAUGGAGGUGGAAAUUAUACUGAGUGCAUAUUUCUGUAGAGAGAAGGGCACCAAGAACUUUAUCUCAAAGCUAAUCAAGUAAUUUGCAGUCACUGACUUCUAUGCUGGGAUGCCUACGAAGCCACCUCCUCAUGUCCUGCCACCCUGUAGGAUGGAAAUGAGAAGUUAGAAGGAGCUCUUGGAAACUGGAAUAGGGCGAGUCUCCACCCUGUAUUUAGAGUUGAAUAUAAGCUGAUAUAUAGAUCUAUAGAUAUAUAACUGCAUAACAUAUCUACUGUACAGUAUAUAAAAAUAUUCAUACAAUUUGGGGAACAGUUAGAAAUCUUUCUGUUGCUUGCUUUCAGCAGGUAUAGGAAGAGGUGCUCCUCCCCAGGAGAACACUGUUUUAAUGCUCGAGUCCAUGUAAUACACACAAAACAUUAAAAGAAAGUUUAUUUUCUGUUUUUCUUGGCAAA